Molecule: messenger RNA, 2721 nt
Organism: Bacillus rossius redtenbacheri
Lineage: Eukaryota; Metazoa; Arthropoda; Insecta; Phasmatodea; Bacillidae
Exons: 4
Coding region: 134-1072 (312 amino acids)
Source: RefSeq, a predicted model, not a curated record
GCUAAUCAAAAUGGCGAUGUAGGAAGUGUAUACUUGCAUACUUACAUACUUAAGUUUACUAUUCCAAGUGUACAUUUUUAAGAAUAAUUUUAAAAAAAUUAGUUAUAUUGAAAAAAAAUUUUCUUAAAUAACUAUGGAAGAUCAUUUUUCCUGGAAGGACGGCGACGUGAAGACGAUGAUCCGGAGGCGGAUAGAGUGCCACGACUUGUUCACGGGCAAGCGGGGCAGCGCGCUGGCGGGCUGGCAGCGCAUCGCGGAGCUCCUUGACAACGGCGCCACGUACCAGCAGUGCAAGAAGAAGUGGGAGAACCUGCUGCAGAAGUACCGCGACGUCGUGGCGACCCUGGCGAAGGACGAGCCCCUGGACGACGUCAGGUGGCGGUUCUUCGAGGACCUGCACCCGUUCCUGUGGACGCACCAGCACGCCAACCUGCCACCGGCGUGCAAGUCGGAGCACCCCGGGGGGAAGCCCCACACGCCCCGCCUGCUGUUCCGAGGCGUGCCUCUGCCGCUCGACGCGGAGGAAGAAGACCCGCUGGGGCCCAACUGCCCCGCGACCCCCGCGCCCACCAGAUGCAAGCUGGAGCCAAAUGAUAUCUCCAACUUCGAAUGUGAUGAGGUUGACUACGACUCUGAACUGGACGAUGACAGUGCUCACAACAUCCAAGAAGCUGAGCAGGUGCCGGUGGAAAUCGAGAUCACAGAACCCGCCUGCGCCGCGACGACGCGGAAGGUCCCGCAUCUGGAGUUCAGAGGCUCGGUUUUCCCUCCGACCCCCGCGAAGAGGCCGAGGAUCUCGGAAGCGUGCGAGGGCAUUGCCGGCCUUGCCCGAGAAAGCGCUCCCCUCGCUGCAAGGAAGACUGUGUUCGGCAGGGAGCAGCACAGGCAGAUGAUGGCGACGCUGCAGAUGGAACACAGGAUGAGGAGAAACGUGCUGCAGGCAGAACUCGAGAUGACGAAGCGGAUACUUCAGGUCGAGUUCGAAAUCAGGCAGGAGGAGCUAGAUUUCAGGCGGAACUUUCACAGGCUGCAACUCAGGAAACUAGCGCAGUCUAUAAACGCCAACUCUUGAGUCGUAAUGUAAUCUGUUUAUUCCACCUGUGAACGUAAAGAGUUGUGUUGAGCUGGUGCUAUUUUUUAUUUUGCAUGUUCACUUGUUCAGUGCGGGAGCACCAAGGACGAUUAUGACUAACACAUUAGAUGUGACAUGCCUCUACGUAUGAGGCACUGAACUAGUAUUUUUUUUUUCUUCCUCUGUAGUAUUCUUUCAGUGAUCCUUCAUUGUGUUCCUUAGUAAUAACAGUAUUGGUUAAAACGUUAAAAGGCUUUUCGUCUGCUGCACCACAGUUUUCAUACUCAAAUAGGUUGCUUUUACUCUCAGAAAUAUAGUAUUUAUAAACAUUGUACGAGAACACUUAACAUUUCAACAUUUAUAAGUUUGUUAAUCAGAAGUUCGGACACCACUCAAAAAAUUUGAGCAGUUAGAAAAUGACACUUAGAUACCUGUAGCUCUGCACUGGCAGAUGCCCCGGGCCAGGCAGACAGACACAGACUGCAACCCUGAACCUCUACGGCAGGUCUGCUCCUAGAGUUGGGCAGUUUACACAAGUGUAUGUACAGUGAACGUACAUACCUUAAAAACCCACCUUUUUAGUUCUUAAUAAUGAAAGUACAUUAUAUUGAAUUGUUACUUAACGUAAAACAUCUUGUUGGGACCUGAAAUUACAUACAGUCAACUCUAAAUUAUCUGUACUCGGAUUAUCCUUUAUUGGAUUAUUUGUGCUUGGAUAUUUUAAUUAUUAGAGUGCUAUAUUCUGAAGCUGUAAAAAUAAAGAUGGCAUCGCUCUGGCGGCACACUUCUUCGCUUGGCCAUUGUAUAUUUUUAACCAACCUGGUACCGUGUCAGAAAGCUGUUUGGGUCCGAGCGACCUUUCAUGUUGCCCACUUUUAUUAUUAUUAUUAUUAUUUCUGAAAGACACAGAGAACACUUUACACGUUAUAGAACCACCUCUCAGAGUCACCUUAAUUAAACUCGAAGAAGCUACAUAAAUGAAAAGAUUGACUAAAACAGUCUGUGCACAAAACUUGCUGGGCAUUGUCGGGAGGUUAGCAGAUACUUACAACUAGUGCACCAAAGUCAACAUUCACAUGUUACAAAUAAAUCAUUUGCUUGAGUUGAAUUGUAUUUGCAUAGCUAUAUGUUUUCUUGUAUAGAAACUUGAGGAUUCAGAAUGAUGCGUCUUAGAUUUAAUUACUUCUUAGUUGUGAGUAAGUGUACAUUUUUAUCUGUAUACUGUUGAGUGCAAUCCAUUUUUAAUUAUGAAAUCUUUAUUUUCUGACUGAUUUCACACAUCCAUUAGACCUGUGCUAAUCUCUUCAUUUUCCAAUGAUUAGCAUAUCCUACAUCUGUUAAAUCACUAAAUUAACCAAUCCUGAGUGUCUGACCAACAAGACCACAACUUAUUUUGGUUAAAUAAUAUCACAAAUUUUACAACAUUGUGUGGUUUGUAUAGACAGUACACAUUAAGGUAAUAAAAAAUAACCCUACUUGUAAUAAGGUGUGAUAAAAGUGAUGCAAAGAAAAAUUAGUGUAGAUAGAAGAAACCUGGGUGUCAUGCCCACACAAUUUUGUGUUAUGUUUCUAAAAUUUUAUGCAGUUAUGUAAAGGAAAUAUUUUAUAAAAUGUGUAAAUAUUAUAUAAUAAAGUUUUUUCUAUUGUUA